This is a messenger RNA of Meyerozyma guilliermondii ATCC 6260, 2301 nucleotides long. It is a transcript of the gene ESC4, whose product is annotated as Esc4p. The record is from RefSeq and is a predicted model, not a curated record. The transcript has a single exon. Lineage: Eukaryota; Fungi; Ascomycota; Pichiomycetes; Serinales; Debaryomycetaceae. Gene Ontology annotation, biological process: DNA double-strand break attachment to nuclear envelope; double-strand break repair. Gene Ontology annotation, cellular component: nucleus; Cul8-RING ubiquitin ligase complex. Bases 1 to 2301 code for a protein of 766 amino acids.
AUGUUUGAAGACUACACCGUUUUGGUGCUCCAGGAAACCCCUGGUGCCACAGAUAUCGCCGAGACACUACAAAAGAACGGGGCAACCAUUAAACAGCUCUCAAAUCCUACAAUAAACCAAAUUACUCAUGAAAAAAUCAACCACAUCAUUUCACCAACUUCCGAUUUUCCUGCCUAUAUUGCCUGCAGACGAGCCCUAAUUCCUGUCACGACUCCAGAAUGGAUCUGGGAGUCACUCAGGUCCUCCAAACCGUGCACACCGAACAGAUUUACCCCAGAUCCUCACCUAUUCAUGAAGGAUGUGUUUGUCUGUGUCGCCGAUAAUCUUCCUCGCGGCGAUAAAGAGGCCAUUUACGGCGGCGUAGCGGCUUUCGGGGGCCACUACCUUGACGAUUUAACGAAAUAUACCACCCAUUUGGUGGCAACGGACAUGCGGAACGUAAAAAGCAUCAUUGCAGCUAACGUAAUUGAUACUCCAGACGAAGAAGGACACAUCAUUGACAUCAAAAUCGUCACUCCGCGAUGGAUAGACGCUUGCUUAUCGCUGGGAAGUUUCGUAGACGAGCUGGACUACUUGUUAAAUGGUCUUUCUGAAACUGAGAGCCAACUUGAAGUUCCCAUUUCGCACUCUGGCCCCAUUGCAAAUCGAACCGUUUACUGUGCCUACACUUCGCCACUUCUUGUUGACCUCCUAAAACAUCACGGUGCUGUUGUAAAAACUGAGUACGACCCUACCGUGGAUAUAUACCUUGGACCCCAUAAGUCUGGCUCUGCUUACGAAGCUGCAGUGCAGUCCAUUCAUACCGUCAUAGGCACUUUGUCGUGGAUAUACUCCGUUCUUGCAUCAAGCACAUGGCACUUGCCUUCUAACCUUCUCCAUUCGCCCAUUCCGCUACUUCCUCCACCUGAUUUUGCCGGUCUCAAAAUAUCAAUCACUAAUUACAGCGGCGAAGCAAGAACAUAUUUGGCUAAGCUCAUCGUGGGAUUGGGCGGAGAGUUCACAAAGACAUUAACCCGCUCCAAUGACUACUUAAUAGCUGGAUCUCCGCACGGCAAGAAAUAUGUCACCGCUACAGAACGAUGGUUGGACACAAACGGCGUUCCUACCAUAAAGGUUGUAAACCAUGUUUGGCUUGAAAAAUGCUAUGCUUCGUGGUCUCUAGUGGACGACAACGAUCCAAAGUACCUACCUGGAACCUCAACACCCUUGGGCUUUGUCCAAGAAGAUGAAGAUAUUAUAACUCAAAGCAGUCAAACUCCUCAAGCAUCACCCCAAACCCCAAUAACCUCCCCUGGAGACACGAAAGAAAAGCAACACGGACAAAAUAAUAGUCUGAUCACACCUAAUAGCAAAAAUGAAGCGGUGGACAUUUUAGCUAACAAUACUCCACAAAGUGAGACAAAGAGUGCUCGUAAGAGUAGGUCUGCAGCACAAAAGGCAGCUCAGAAACUUCACGCCGACAUGAACGACCUCAACGAUUAUCAGAAGAUGGCCAGGAGUACCCGGAUGAUGAAAACUUAUAUGGAGACACUAGAUGCUCAGACACCAGUGAAACGUCAAGUAGAAGUGGAGAGGGCCACAGAGAGUCCUCCACCCAAAAAGAAGAAAGCGGUAACUAAUGUCAAUGCCAUAAUAACUGGAAGUGAAGAUGAAAUAACCUUGAGUCGUCUGGAUUUAGCAAAACUAUCGCAGGUGGGCAUCAAGGUCAAUAAAGAACUCACCAAAGCUCAUCGGGUCGAAGUCAUUAUUGCGCCACGCAUUCUUCGUACUGAAAAGUUUUUGACCUCGUUGAGUCAAGCAGACAAGAUAAUUCAUCCUCAGUACCUCAUUGACCUCCUAAAGGUAGUGAAUGAGUCGUCCACAUGGGAGCUGAUAAACAAGCAGUUCAAAAUGGACGAUUAUUCUCUCGACAAAGUAAUUACCACGAAGGAAGUUAACAAAGAUUUGGGAGUCAGUGGAAACGUAAAUGGACUUUCUCAUUGUCUUACCAGUCCCAACAAAGGAACACUCUUCAAGAAUAUGCAAUUAAACUUAUCAACUAAUCUAAACGGAGGUGUUAGCGUCGUGGAGGCUAUUCUUGGCAGUCAUGGUUUGAAGCAUCAUACGGCAAUUAAAACUUUAACACGCAAGACACAACUUAUAGGCGACCAUCCCGUGCUUGUGGCUCACGCAACCAAAGACCAAAAGCUUGUUUCCAACUUUAAGCGAAUCUGCCCCGAUGGAACAGUGGUAACAUGGGACUGGUGCGUUCGCAGUAUAUUCGCGAUGGAGCUUGUUGACUAUGAAGCGUACAAAUUGUAA